This is a messenger RNA of Priapulus caudatus, 2799 nucleotides long. RefSeq lists its product as uncharacterized. Bases 1 to 2799 code for a protein of 932 amino acids. The record is from RefSeq and is a predicted model, not a curated record. Gene Ontology annotation, molecular function: nucleic acid binding; zinc ion binding. The transcript has a single exon. NCBI's taxonomy places the organism in Eukaryota, Metazoa, Priapulida, Priapulimorpha, Priapulimorphida, Priapulidae.
AUGGCAUUACGGUCCGGCGCAGUCUACAAGAGGCGGUCGGCUAGUCUGCCUGGAGCGUCAAACUUGUUAGAGGCUGGUGAUGAUCUGCCAUCCGGAAGUGGAAACAAGGCUAACCCUUGCACUGGCAAACGAGGCAAUGGGUUAACAUUAAGCCGUCCCUCCCAAAGGGCUAGGGCUGAGUCGGAAAGGAACAUAGCUGCAGGACCCGGAACCACCGUCAAGAAGCCGGCAAGUCUGCCAGCACCUCCAAAGGGAAUGGUUUAUAGUAACGCCAACAAGGCCGAUUCUUGUGCCGUGAAGAUCACAAGGGAGACUAACCUUUCUGCGGUAAAAACAAGCAAGAGUAAGAAAUCUGCAACGAAGUCGAACCAGUCAUCCCACCAAUCAAGGGUGGAAUUGCAGCAAAGGAUGGUCGACCUCGAAUUCCAAGAAAGGGAAUUGCAAAUAAAAUUAGAACAACUAAAGAUCGAUAAAGAGAAGAAGAAGGCUCAAGUAAUGAUAGAAAUAGAAGAGGAAGAAGACGAUGACUCGGGUGCGGACAAUCCAAUGCUCAGCGAGAUCCCCCAAGAAGACCCUGAUGUUAAUAUGCAACGGUUCCUCAACUCCAUGCCAGCCAGGGACCCUCCAACAUCUGAGGCAUCUGUACUACGUGACUUGGUGAACUCAUUCAGGCUGCCACCGGUCCAGAUUGAUCGUUUCAAUGGAGAUCCUCUGAAAUACCCAGUAUGGAUAACUACAUUCGACAACGUGGUAGCAUCCAGAACAACCAGCUCCUCCGAGAAACUCAAUCUCCUCGGCCAGUAUCUCGAAGGCGAGCCCUUAGAAAUGGUCAGUGGCUACCUCCUACUGCAAGAUCAGGAGGCUUAUGAAUGCGCCAGGGAGAAGUUGGCAUAUUGGUAUGGGGGAGACUCGGUUAUCAGCCGAGCGUUUCUCACUAAGCUCGAAAACUGGCCUAAGAUUGACGGCAGGGACCCUAUAAGUCUUAGGAGAUUUUCACAUUACCUAGAUGAGAUCUGCGCGGUGAAACAUAGAAUCGCAGACUUGGGCAUCCUGGACUAUCCACAAGAGAAUUGCAAACUUGUCCGCAAACUACCAGUCUACUUGGAGAGUAAGUGGCGGUCCGUGAUUAUACGUGCCAAGAGUAGGGAAAACCGCUUUCCCUCCUUCGAGACUUUCGCGGAUUUCGUAGUAGGAUGUGCAGAAGAGGCCAACAUCCCAGCGUUCGACUGCCAUGCUGCAAGUCGUCCUGCCCCAUCGUAUCUUAAUACAGCUCCGCCAAGAGCAACCAAGAAGAUCCUUGCCACCGUCGAGCAGAUAGAUCCGUGCCAGUUAUGCCAGCGUGAUCAUAGGUCGGUGGAAUGUCCGAAGUUCAUGGAUGCCACAGUCGACCAGCGAGUGGAAUUGAUCAAGAAAUGGGGGCUUUGCUUUGGUUGCAUGAAAUUGGGCCACCGGUCCAGGGCCUGCCGGCAGAGGCUCGCAUGUUCAAGAUGCAGCAAAAGCCAUCCCACCUUACUGCAUCGAGACACCCCUCCAGUUAGAUUAGCGGUGCCGGAACCGGCACCUCACCGUGCCAGGGACAUAGCCCAACCAGCCCAAGCCCGGGAAGUUUCCUCAGCCUGUGGGGGCCAAGAUGGAACGUGCGUGAUGGCUAUAGUGCCAGUGGUAGUAAAGUCCUUGAAGAAUGGCAGAGCUCUUCAGACAUACGCCUUCCUCGACCCUGGUUCUAGCGUGUCUUUCUGUACAGAUCAAUUGAAGCAGCGGCUAGGCAUUGGUGGUAGAAAAGCUAAAAUCAUCAUCGAAACCAUGUCCUCUGAAUCAUACACCCUUGACACGAACAUCCGGAACAACCUUGCCAUCACCAGCUUAGAUGGUGGUAGAGAUAUAAAGCUCCCUCAUGUCUACACCAAGACCAACCUUCCAGUCACGAAGGACCACAUUCCGCGACAAGAAGAUGUGGAUGCAUGGCCCCACCUCAGGAGUAGGGUACAUUUAAAGCACAUUAAAGCAGACAUUGGCCUGAUGCUGGGGAAUGCUGUGGCCGAUGCCUACACCCCUCUCGAGUCAGUGACUGGUCCAGAAGGGGAAGGCCUUCCGUUUGCUAGCCGGACCAUUUUGGCCUGGACCCCUUGGUGCAUAGUCAGGCCCGGCGUUGCAUCCACCAAUGUUGCAAACCGUGUGGAGGUCAAAGCUGUCGAAGGCCACGAACAACUGCUGGAGAUGAUGCGCAAGAACUCUGCGAUAGACUUUCCAGAGGGUCGCUCUACGGAAAAAUUGGGCCUAUCGACUGAAGAUAAAAGGUUUAACCAAAUAGUCAACGAAGGCAUUGAGUUGAAGAACGAUCGGUACACCAUACCGCUGCCCUGGAAGGACGCAAGCUUUGUCCUACCAGUGAAUAAAGGUCAAGCCGUCAGAAGAUUCGAAUUAUUAGAAAGAAGAUUCGAAAGGGACGAAACCUUGAAGCAGAAGUAUGUCGAGACGAUGAAGAAAAUGCGCGAUCGGGGGUAUGUUGAGUUGGCAGAUGGACUUAAAACUGGUCCCAGAGUAUGGCAUAUACCCCACCACCCAGUGUUUAGCGCCAAGAAGCCUGGUAAGCUAAGAGUCGUUUUUGACUGUGGGGCAAAGCAAGCAGGCGUAUCACUCAACGAUGUCCUGUUACAGGGGCCGGACAUCACUAACAGCUUACUCGGUGUCUUGCUUCGGUUUCGAAAGGAAGAAAUCGCUGUUAUGGCAGACAUUGAGGGGAUGUUCCUUCAAGUUAAACUACAGUCAUUGUUGUUGGCUAUAAUCAACAACCUCUGA